Messenger RNA from Rhincodon typus (whale shark), 1657 nucleotides. Its product is annotated as tyrosine-protein kinase SRK2-like. Bases 1 to 1623 code for a protein of 540 amino acids. Gene Ontology annotation, biological process: cell surface receptor protein tyrosine kinase signaling pathway; protein phosphorylation; cell differentiation. Lineage: Eukaryota; Metazoa; Chordata; Chondrichthyes; Orectolobiformes; Rhincodontidae. Gene Ontology annotation, cellular component: extrinsic component of cytoplasmic side of plasma membrane. The record is from RefSeq and is a predicted model, not a curated record. Gene Ontology annotation, molecular function: signaling receptor binding; ATP binding; non-membrane spanning protein tyrosine kinase activity. The transcript has 8 exons.
AUGGAAGUUCUAUGCUGUUGUCCUUUCAGCAAUUCUGCGACUUCAAAUACCACCUCGGAGGAUGGCAGAAAUGCAAAGCCACAAGGAUUGACAAUCCACAACACAAAUGACGGCCCUGAAGUUGGAGUGUUCACUCAUGAAGCGAGGUCUUUACCUCUCCCGGCGGCGAUCGCUGCUCAGCAGAAUGUACAAAAUGCAUGUCGUGGUUUUGCAAGUUCAUGCGCUGGUAGAGAAAAAGAGGGGCUUUGCAAGAAUGAAGCUCCACAUUCCGCGGAGAUUCACAUAGUGCAAUUUGAUUAUAUGGCCAGGGGCCCUGAGGAGCUGAGUGUGAAAAAAGGAGAGCGCCUGGAAAUCAUCAGCAAAGCAGGGGACUGGUGGCUCGCUCAGAAAGUUUGGAAAGGUCCAUACAAACAAAAAAAACCCUGCUCUGGGUUCGUGCCUGUCGAAAUACUCGCAAAAGAGAAGAGCUUGGAGGGAGAACCCUGGUACUUUGGAAAAAUGACCAGGUUUGAAGCAGAAAACCAUCUCCUUUCUUCCAAGCAAUUUGUUGACAUGUUUCUUGUCCGGAAAAGUGAGACCAUUCAGGGCUCAUAUGUAUUGUCAGCUAAAAAUGGAGAAUCAAUCAUUCAUAUUGUGAUUUUACAAAAAGAGAAUGGUCGAUAUUACGUAACAGAAGAUACAGAUUUUGGCAGCAUUCAUGAGCUGAUUGAACAUUAUAAACGUUAUAUAAUACAAUGUAAUACUAGGUUAAACAGACCCAGCAAAAAAAAAAAGCCAUCUCUUCGUCACUUAUCAUACAACACAGUGGACAAAUGGGAAAGACCAAAAGAAGAAUUCACUUUGGUAAAGUGCAUAGGAUCUGGUAAUUAUGGAGAAGUGUGGAAAGCCAUCUGGAAUGACAAUGUACCUGUUGCAAUUAAAAUGCUGAAAGAAAAAGUUAAAGACUCCAGCAAUUUUCUGAAAGAAGCACAAAUUAUGAAGAACUUCCAACAUGAGAAUCUGAUUCCUCUCUAUGCUGUAUGCACCAGAAAGCAACCUUUCUUCAUUGUCACUGAAUUGAUGAUACAUGGAGAUCUUUUGAAUUAUUUAAGGGAAUCUGAAGGCUGUUUUACAAUUGCGCAAUUAAUUGAAAUGGCAAUUCAGAUUGCUGCUGGAAUGUUGUACCUUGAAUCCAAACAAUAUAUUCAUCGGGACUUAGCAGCAAGAAAUGUUCUUGUGGGAGACAGUAUUGUUUGCAAAAUUUCAGACUUUGGACUUACUAGAUUGCUUCAGGAUGCCACAAUUGGUAGCAUACCUGAUGGUCAACUUCCUGUUAAGUGGACUGCUCCAGAAGUAGCAAGCAUGAAUCAGACUUCGAUGAAAUCUGAUGUCUGGUCGUUUGGUAUUGUUCUGUUUGAGAUUAUCACAAAUGGGAAGAUACCUUAUCCUGGAAUGACAAAUAAAGUGGUCUUAUCUGAACUACUACAAGGCUACAGGAUGCCAUGUCCUAAUGGCUGUCCACAACCCAUUUAUAACAUUAUGAGACAAUGCUGGAAUGAAAUUCCAUCUCAAAGACCAUCAUUUAGAACACUGAAACUACAGUUGGAAGAGUUCAUCAUAACCAAUUACCAUCCUCUCUAUUAACCAUCUUCAAAAUGGAAGAAAUAUUUAUUUAAAG